Messenger RNA from Anthostomella pinea, 975 nucleotides. The record is from the annotation of a GenBank genome assembly. NCBI's taxonomy places the organism in Eukaryota, Fungi, Ascomycota, Sordariomycetes, Xylariales, Xylariaceae.
AUGGCGGGUGGCGGGGCUGCAGUGCCGCCGGCAACUUUCCAUAAUUUGCAGAACUGGAUCAACCAACAACAGUCCUCACCCACACCUUUGACUGACGAGCAGCGCGAGGCUCUGCUGAGACUAGAGCUCGCCGUCCACGCGGUACCGGUACCUGAGCCCGAACCUGAGUUAGGAGACAGGAACUGGGUCGGUAUACUGCUGGAAUAUCGAGCUGCGAACCAGCGCGGUCCCAAUGGCAUUUCUGGCGUCAAGUUCACAGAAGGAGCUGUGGAUCCCACCGGUCGCGGCGUGCUGAAGUGGAAGUGCCGAGUCAUGAUCGACGAGUAUUCAGAGACCUUUCCCAUCCCUGGAUUCGGUCUUCUGUCAGAUGGCACCCCCCCUUCUUUUGCGAGGAAGAAGGACGCCAAACAGUACUCAGCCAAGUGUGCUGUGGAGUGGCUGCAGGCGAAUGGACACAUGCCUCAGGAAGGCGGCGUGAGGUUCCCCAAGCAGAUCACGCCCCAGCAGACACCGAUUAAACAAGAACCGAAACCCUCGCCUGCAAUCCCAGCAAUCACAUCGAAGGAGGCCUUGAAAGCACGCGUGGCCAGCUCGCCUGUCCCGCCUGCAACACCAGCAAAGACGCCCCCGAAGGCACCCAUGGCCGCCUCUCCCUUCGACGACUCGCAGCCUUCCGCAACCUACGAGGUCGCAGAGCUCUGCAAGGAACUCGAUCUACCAGUACCGUUGUACAUCAUGGACCAGCCAAGCAUUGGCUUCUGGAGCGGCCACGCGGAUUUCGGAGCUGAAGGCUACAGGGUGCCCUUCCUGGUCGACGUUGUACGAGUCGAUAACAUCAUGAGCAAGAAGGCCGCCAAGGAGAGGAUUGCGGAGGAGCUGCUGAAGCAUCUACGGGGCGUACAGGCGAAGCGGGAGGAGGAGAAGCGGAUGUUCUUGGAGGCCGUGGAUACUACCAUGGCGAAUGAUGCGCCGUAG